Molecule: messenger RNA, 3191 nt
Organism: Hyalella azteca
Lineage: Eukaryota; Metazoa; Arthropoda; Malacostraca; Amphipoda; Hyalellidae
Product: IST1 homolog
Exons: 8
Coding region: 28-1296 (422 amino acids)
Biological process (GO): protein transport
Molecular function (GO): catalytic activity
Source: RefSeq, a predicted model, not a curated record
UAAUGAUAUCAUUUCAGAUUUUACACAAUGUUCAGUUCAGGGCCAAGCUAUGCAAAGCUCAAAACAAAUUUACGUUUGUCAAUUAACAGACUUAAGCUCCUUGAGAAAAAGAAAACAGAAUUGACUCAAAAGGCCAGAAAAGAAAUAGCUGACUACAUUGCUGCUGGCAAGAUUGAGCGAGCCAAAAUUCGAGUGGAGCACAUAAUUCGAGAGGACUACCUAGUUGAAGCCAUGGAGGUCACUGAGAUGUACUGCGACCUUGUCCUGGCAAGAUUUGGCCUUAUCCAGCAAAUGAAAGACCUGGACCCUGGUUUAAGUGAGGCCAUCUCGUCUCUUGUGUGGUGUGCUCCUCGACUCAUGUCCGAUGUGCCAGAGCUCAAGAUUGUUGCGGAUCAGUUUGCACUGAAGUAUGGCAAGCCGUACGCCGUCGCGUGCCGGGAGCAGUCCAUCAGCACCAUCAGUGAGAAGCUCAUCCACAAGCUCAGUGUUCAGGCGCCACCUAAAGUUCUCGUGGAAAAAUAUCUCCAGGAAAUUGCCCACAACUACAAUCUGGAAUACACGCCAGACCCUCAAAUCAUGCGCGAGUCAGAAUGGGGGGCAGAUGCACUCAUCACCCUGGAUGAUGUAGGCAAGAGUGAUGGGGCAAGUGGAGGGGCUUCAGGGGGAGGUGGCGGUGGAAUCCCCCAGCAGCCUUUCUCAUACCCAAAUAAAGCUGCAGAAGCAAUGGCGUCUAGCAGCGUUGACUUGAAUCUGCCGAACGUGCCCGGAAUGGCCGCGUACCCUCAGCCCUUCGUGUACCCCACCCCCACAGCCCCGUUCAACUACCCCGGCCCUCCUGGGGGACCUCCACCUCCUCCAGAAGUCGAGCCUGAAGAAGAUCCUCUCGUGCCUCCCGCUCGACACGAGUUCCCCACUGGGGACGCUGGCACAUGGAAUGACACGAGGCUGAGCAGCUCCCCUCCUCCCCCCUACACCUCCAUUGGGACGGUGUCCCCGCCCUCCGCCCCUCCCUCCUCCCUGCCGGCUGCCGCCCCCUCGCACAGCAAGCUCAACUUCCCUCCUGACGUCCCCGCCACGUCUGAUGAGGACCGCAAGCAGCCGCCGCAACCUUCGCCCCGGUCUAAGUUCGGUGUUGACAGCGACGCUGCUGGCGACGACCUCGGGUUCUCGUUGCCAGACCUGCCCAACGUGCCAACUCCGUCAACAAACGCCAACAACGACGCAUCUCCUACCAACGCCGAUGACAUCGACUUCGACGACCUCAACAAACGCUUCCAGAACCUCAAGAAGAAAUGAGGCAUUUAACCCAUUAAAGAUUGGCUUCGUGCAAACGUUGUUCUGCAUUUCUUAUUAACAAAUUGACUUUCGUAUACUUUCAGUGUAGGAUCAGACUAUUUACGUGCCGGAAUUCUUACUCAUUUUAAAAUCGGGCCAUUGCUGCGAAAUAGAUUGACACAUAUUUUGGACAUCGCAUUCAGUUGUUCAAACUUUGCAUUUUAUUUUACCAGGGUUAUACUCAAGUUUGGUUUUAGUUGCUUUAUGGUCAGUAAUGAGAAAAUUAAAAACUCUUCAACAUAUUUAUAGGCAGUCUGUGAAUCUAAAAACCCUUUUUUAAUGGCGAAUAAAAGCAAGAAGUACUUGAGUAAUUUCAACACUUUGUGUAGGUACUCAAAAUGUGAAUUAAAACUCUUAAUAUAUAUCUGUCAUUAUCCAUAAUAUUAUUCAUUUGAUUUAUGUGUGAUUUCUGAUGGUACAUAGUUUCUUUGAGCAGUUUUGACAACUAGCCAUUUCUUCCCCUGUCAAUUAAUUUUACUCACCUUUUCCGUAGUGUUUACGCUGGCAGAACUUGUAUCAAUGAAUGUCACAAACUAUUAAUGUUUAUUAAAUAUCUAUCCCUAUAUUUAUUCACUCAUAUGUUGAGUGGAUUUUUUCAUCAGAGGAGGACCUUUAUAGUUUCAGAAAGAUAAAGAGAAGAAUUUACUUGCUGUUUCCUUAUCUCACCACUUGUCGUGACUCGGUUUGAUUUAUUAUGCAUUUUCUAUGUAUCGAAUUCCGCAUACAACCUUGUUUGAAUACCGGUAUGUGUGCUUGAUAAUAAAAAUUGCAUUGGUGACAAUAAUGCUAAUUAUCAUGGCACUAUAUGUUAAAAAAUAUUAUAUGAUGAUUAAAAAAAUUAUUAUAUGAUUAUAAAAGUUAUAUUAUAUUAUUUUAUGUUGAUUUAAGAAAAGUUACCAUCAUUUGAUCAUUUAACAUUGUGAUAAAAUUGACUAAAUUGUGUAUUUCAUAGACUGGUCAUCAACUUACUAGUCGAGGUGGUCGCAUUAUUAUUGUUUCAGUAGCUGGGAUAUUUGGAGUAAAGUUGUUUUUCGCCUUUUCGUCCAAUUUAUUAGACGAGUUCGCCGUCGUCAUGGGCAUGGUUGAAUUACAUGUAAUAAUUCAACCAUGGUCAUAGCAGUCUUCACGUUAAAACUCGCAGUGCCUUAAUAACCUAUUAUAUUCCUAAAGUAUAACUCUCUUGCAAGCGCUCGUACAUCUUGAUUUUUUAAUUUAUGUGUUCCCUGAUCUUUAAUACUCCUUGUGGAAUAUAAAUCUUGUGCUAUAGGUGGUCACAGGUUAAUGAGGUUAUAGGUUUUCAAUAUAAAUUUAAUAUCUUAGUUUCUUUCUUGAGGGGGUUUUACUUUCAGUCGAUGCGCCUGUUCUUCUGGCGAGCGUAGGCUUAUAACGUUACGACACCAUAUCGUUGAUAUAUAGGCAUUAUUUCAGUAUAUAUAUCUAUCUAAAUAUAUAUUCUCUGAUGAACUUGAACCCUUGGGUGCUGCCUGAACUAAUGCUUGUCUAUUCUUCGCUGAGAUAACCUGGACUGCUCCAUUGAUUUUAUCGUUAUUCGAAAUAAAUGAGCUGGGUUGUAUGAAUGAAAUGCUGUUCAUAUUCUCAGGCUUUUCUGCAUUCUAAUUAUGUGGGUAACAUUCCAUAGGGGAUCUCCAAAUUAUUGUAUACAAUACGAGUGACUGAACAAUAGUCCAUGCCCAUUUGAAAGCUAACUGUCUUCAAUAACACGUUUGUAGGCACUGAUGUAAAAAUUUACGAUAUCGUUAACGUUAGGUUCGAAUAUUAGGUUGAGUUUUAUUGAAGAAGUUGAAAUGAUGCACUUUAAUCAACUUAAUCACCACUCUAUGUUAAAAAGUCUAUUC